CAAUAGCGGAUUCAAGUAUUUUGAAUGUUUACAGUUUGAUAAAUGGAAUGGAAAAAUAGUUAAUAGUAUUAUUAAAAUAUCAGGAUUGUUACGAGAUUUUUUUUACAACAAUUAGUUAAACAUUAAGCAAUGGAUAGUAUAAAACUCAGAUUACGUUUGAAUGGACAUGCAAGGUCUUAUUCCAUGAAGGAAAGAAGAUCCCUUGCGUUGAGCAGAGCUCGGAUGGUUGGGAGUCAACCUACUCUGUCCAACUACAGCCCAACUAAACUCGAACGACGGUAUACUUGGAAAGACGGCGAUAGACAAACUCAACCCACAAGUUCACCAGCUUCGGAUCUUGCCGCAAGACGAGGAGUUUUCAGCAGAAGGCACUAUGGUUCAGUGGAACUGCUAAAUUCAACUGACUGUGACCCUUCGCUUAAUGCCGGAAGGUUCAGACUUGAAACAGGUGAACGCUGUCAAGAAGAGCCUGUAAGUCCAUUAAAUAGUCCUGUUCAUCUAGAGAAUCCUGAAUUCCAAACAAGAUGGUACUUCAAAUACUUUCUUGGAAAAUUGCACCAGAACUAUGUCGGGAUAGACUUAGACAAAGACGUUUUCUUAUUGUCCGUUGUUGUCACUGACGCCAACAAUCACAAUGUCCCUCAAUAUAGAGCUAUACUCUGGACAAAAACCGUAAGUUACUGGACCACAUGA
Messenger RNA from Ruditapes philippinarum (Manila clam), 693 nucleotides. Its product is annotated as GTPase-activating Rap/Ran-GAP domain-like protein 3. The record is from RefSeq and is a predicted model, not a curated record. Lineage: Eukaryota; Metazoa; Mollusca; Bivalvia; Venerida; Veneridae. Gene Ontology annotation, biological process: regulation of small GTPase mediated signal transduction; activation of GTPase activity. Gene Ontology annotation, cellular component: cytoplasm. Gene Ontology annotation, molecular function: GTPase activator activity. The transcript has 5 exons. The coding region runs from base 130 to 693 and encodes 187 amino acids.